AUGAUCACUAACCCAAUAUCCACCUCACGUAAACCUGAAACACCUCAUAAAAUAUGGUUCCACAAUGAGUACAUGGGACAAAUCAAGUCAACCAUUUCAAACUUCAAAACUCCACCAUCUGCUUUCACACUAAGGGAAGUUUGGAGACCAUUGUGUGGGAGUAUGGGCGAGAUAGUGUAUAUUUGGGUGGGGCGAACAAGUGGGGAAGAUGAUGAUAACCUAUGGCAGAUUGUUGGUGAUGACUUCAUUGUUAGAAAAGGUCUGGAAACAAGCUCUAUUGUUCAGGUUUGGACUGUUACAGGGGGUAGUGAUGGGAUUGCAAAUAAUUUUAAUGAGCUUGUUCAUGAUAUGGCAUUGGAUAGAAUCCAUCUCUAA
Messenger RNA from Lactuca saligna, 375 nucleotides. Lineage: Eukaryota; Viridiplantae; Streptophyta; Magnoliopsida; Asterales; Asteraceae. The record is from the annotation of a GenBank genome assembly.